Molecule: messenger RNA, 2859 nt
Organism: Uranotaenia lowii
Lineage: Eukaryota; Metazoa; Arthropoda; Insecta; Diptera; Culicidae
Product: adipocyte plasma membrane-associated protein Hemomucin-like
Exons: 4
Coding region: 251-2023 (590 amino acids)
Biological process (GO): biosynthetic process
Molecular function (GO): strictosidine synthase activity
Source: RefSeq, a predicted model, not a curated record
UUCAAAAUCUUCAAAAUCACCGAGCUGCUCGAGAGAUGAUUGCCGCAGUCUGUUAAGAAAAAGCGAAAAUUGUGGUCGUGUCGUAAUUUAGCUGGUCCGCGACCGUUUUCUUGAUCAUUCGAAGGGUGUCGCGAUUUUAGGUUUUGGGAAUAAGUGCACAAAUUUUAACGUUCUAUGCUUAGGAAGUAGUGAUUCAAAGAUUUCAAAUCGUAGUAGGCCAUCUAGGUAGAAUCCCUGCAAAACCGGCACCAUGGGACUGUUGCGAUACAUCCGGAACCGGAUCAUCAAUUUUCUGGUAUUCUUCUUCAUUGUGGUUCUGUUACCCGGAUUGCCACCGAAAACGACAUUCCCGUUCGAAGGGUUUACCAUCACUCCCCCGAAGGAGCUUAAAGGUGCCCUGGAACCGAACAAUCACCUGGACAAUGCCGAGCUGCUGUUCGUGAACAAGCUGCUAGGACCGGAAGCGCUGCUGGUGCGUGGCAAGGAUCUCUACACCACCAUCAACGGGGGCGAGAUCGUGCGCAUCAACGGCCAACACAUCACACACGUGGCAAAAGUGGGACGCGCUUGCGAAUCAAUAUAUGAGCCAGAAAUUUGCGGAAGGCCGCUCGGAAUUGCUUUCGACACUCAGGGUGAUAACCUGAUCGUUGCUGAUGCGUACUACGGUAUCUGGUCAGUCAGUCUGGUCAAUGGAGAUAAAAUCCAGCUCGUUUCGCCAGAUCUCGUCUUAGAUGGCAAAGGAGUUAACCGCAAGGCACGUCUUUUCAACAGUGUUGCUGUUGCCAAAAAUGGAGACAUUUUCUGGACCGAGUCUUCUUCCGAUUUCGAUCUACAUGAUGGAGUCUAUACGAUCUUCGGUAAUCCAUCUGGUCGUUUGUUCCGCUUUGAUAGGAAAACAAAAAAGAACACGCUUUUGAUUGACCGCUUGUAUUUCGCCAAUGGAGUUGUGCUGAGUCCGAAUGAAGAUUUUGUGGUGGUUUCCGAAACCAUGACAGCUUCGCUACGUCGUUACUAUCUAACUGGACCUAAAGCUGGUACCGAAGACAUUUUCGUUGAUGGACUUCCAGGUCUUACCGAUAACCUGAUUGCCGACGAAGAAGGAAUUUGGACACCUUUGGUGUUGACCAUUGAUGAGGAAUCUCCGUCCGUCACUCGUCUGUUAUCUAGAGUACCUUUGAUUCGUAAGUUCCUAGCCCGUAUGUUGUUUGUUGCCGAAAUGCCAUUCAAACUGAUCCAUCAAGUCAUGCCCAAUGAGCACACCAAACGAUUGCUUUACACUAUCGGUAACUUCGCAAUGACGGAAUUCAUGAAUCCUCCACGCACCACGAUCGUUCGAUUGGACUGGUCAGGAAACAUCGUCGGUUCGCUGCAUGGUUUUGACCAAUCGGUGGCCUCGAUUUCGCACGUGGCUGAGCUGGGUGACUAUCUUUACCUUGGCUCGCCAUACAACCCCUACUUGGCCCGUGUCAAGCUUCCCAAAGUGCCAAAGGUUCGUGUGCAGAGUGUACGAUUCGAACCAGUCGAAUCUGCUCCAACCAAGAAACCGGAAACUGUAACUACACCUAAACCUGUUACUACUACCACUACAACAACAACGACUACACCGAAACCAACUACUACAACAACCACAACUACAACACCGAAACCAACGACUACCACCACAACCACCAAGAAGCCCGCUACUACAACUACCACCACACCAAAACCAACCACAACAACCACCACCACGACAACCACACCGAAACCCACUACGACGACACCAAAACCCACAACGACAACCCCGAAACCCACGACUACGACCGCACCUCCUAAACCGACCACCGAUAAACCUGCUGCCGCACCCGUAAAGCAAGAAACGAAACCCAAACCCGCAGCUGAUGCCCCAAAACCACAACCCACAACCACCACCCCACCACCAUCUAAACCGGCACCGAUCCACGAAACUAUCCCCAACGAUACUCCCAAACCGAAGCAAGAGAAGCUUAAGGUCAUCAAAAAGGGUGGCGAACAGGGCGAGCUAUAAGGUCGUCUUCAAGAGGAAGGUGGGUAGGUUUUAGUCAGUAUCCCGUAAUUUUUUCAACUACGCACAACGGACAUUCACUCAAACUUGAAACUUGUCGACUAAACUCUCAUUCCAUUCUCUUCAGCAAAACUACUGUACUGUAAUCUUUACUUUUAUUGGUAGAUCUCUAUGUAAGUAGAAACUAUGAAAUUUUCAGACAUUAGGUGGUAAAAGUGCAGCUUCUUGGCAUUGUGCCGUAUUUAUAUUCCAACGAGAGAAAUUCGUACUGCUAGUUCUAAAAACUAUUUAAUCUAUUUCUAAAAAACAAUCUAUAAAUCUAUUGAAAUUAAUUUCUGUUAUUAAAGAUUUGUCUAACGUAACCUUUCGUUAACACCAUUAACCUUAGAUUUAUAACAGUUGGCAGUAAUUUGAGAUUCCUUUUGAUCCUCGAACAAAAAAAGAACACGAAAUACAUCAUUCAAAUAUCCUUUCGAGAGGGUAACAGAUUAUCGGGAAAUUAUUUCUCUCAUAACUGUAAGGCGCUAGGUGAAUUGAUUAAACAAAUAUGAAAGUGGUGGGAAAUUCCGAGUUGCAAAAACACAAACUAUGAAUGUAGGGGUAAAAAUCGUAAUAAAUAAAAACAAAUAAGAGCACUUCUUUAUUCUUGUUAGGCAAAAAUAAAACCAAGGCUAUUAGGUACUGUAUCGAUAUGGUAAGUUGCCAACCCAACACUGCAUUCGCGAUAUAAGGAUUUUUUCUAUUUUGCAAUUUUACCGAUUCAAGUCAAAAGUCAGGAAAAUGGUUUAGCAUCGAUCGCUUUUGCUAAGCUGUAGUGGUUAAAAAUAAACAAACAAAAA